CGGCUCCCGAAGCCGAAGCGGUCCCCGCCGAGGACAUGCCGUUCGCGCAGCUCUGCGACUUGCUUGAGCGUCUGCAUAAGAAGAAGAAAGAACGCCCGGAGCAGGAUAAGAUACUGACGGCCUUCUUCGACGAGUUUAGGCUGGAGGCUGCCGGGAUCACUGGGAAAAAGAACUGCAGCCUGUUCCCCGUGAUGCGCCUUCUGCUUCCGGCGCUGGACCGCGAGCGAGGCGCCUACCACCUCAAGGAAACCUCUUUAGGGUCCACUCUAGUCAGAGUGCUGGCUCUGCCGCCGACUUCCCCUGAUGCGCUGCGCCUGACGAGCUAUCGCUCCGUCGGCAACGCACAGGACAGCGAUCUCGCUGGCGUGGCUUACUUCGUUCUGAAGAACCGCCUCGCGCGCCAGCCCGGCUCGCUCACGGUGAAGGACGUCAACGAGGUGCUGGACAAGAUCGCCAACGCGCAGGUCGGCGGGAAGGCGAGAGUGCUGGACGAGGCAUUCGGCGCGGUGUUCCGUCAGCUGAGCGCCGAGCAGCUGAAGUGGUUCCUGCGAAUGGUGCUGAAGGACCUGCGGCUGCGGAUCGGGCACGCGAGGCUCCUCGCCGCCAUGCACCCUGACGCGCCCGAGUACUAUGACUCUUGUAGCAACCUGCUUAAGACCUGUUCGGAGUUGGAGCCGGGCUCGACGCGCCCUCUCGAGCUCGGCGUGCAAGUGUUCUGCGCCGUCAGCCCCAUGUUGUCAGAGCGCCUCGACGUGACGCGCGUGUUGCAGUUACCACCUGCAGAUUACAUUGUCGAGGAUAAGUUCGACGGCGAACGGUUUCAGAUCCACAUGCAAGCCGGCGUGUUCGAGUACUUCUCCCGCAAGGGGCACUCGUACGGGCAACACUACGGCACCGGCGACGGCCGCGGCCUGCUCACUCCGCGCCUGCGCGCCGGGCUCGCGCCGGGAGUUGAAAGUGUGGUGCUGGACGGAGAGAUGAUGGGCUGGCACAAGCAGCGCCAGCUCUUUGGGAGCAAGGGCAUGUCCUUCGACGUGAAGAACUUGACUGUAAACUCGGCCUUCCAACCGUGCUUCUGCGCCUUCGACGUGCUGCAGCACAACGGGCGGGGCCUGGCGGGCCCGGCCGGCGCGCCGCUGCGCGCGCGGCUGGCGCUGCUCGACGCCAUCGUCGCCGACGUGCCGGGAGUGUUGCUGCGAACCAAGCGCCGACCACUCAAUGACCUUUCGGAGAUCCUGGAGGCGCUGAACAGAGCGAUCGAAGACCAGGAAGAAGGUAUCGUGGUGAAAGACCUGGACUCACUCUACCUGGCCAACCGCCGCAACGCCGGCUGGUAUAAGGUCAAACCCGAGUACACGGAAGGCACGAUGGUGGAGCUGGAUCUAGUGGUGGUCGGCGCGGAGGAAGCGAGCGACAAGCGGCGCGGCCGCGCGCGCAGCUUCCACGUGGCCUGCGCGGACGCCGCGCCCGGGCGCCCUCGCCGCUGGGUGGUGGUGGGUCGCGUGGGCACGGGGCUCACGUUGGAGCAGCGCGAGGCGCUGUGUGCGGCGCUGCAGCGACACUGGGUGCCGAGGGGGCGCGCGCCGCCGCCCGCCUGCCUCGUCUUUAACAAGGAGAAACCCGACUUCUGGGUCAUGCCGGAACAUUCCGUCAUUUUACAAGUGCGCGCCACGGAGCUGGUCCGCAGCACGGAGUCCGGCACGUCGCACACGCUGCGGUUCCCGCGCGUCACCGCCGUGCGCGACGACAAGCCCCCGGCGGACGCCAUGACCCUCGCCGAGUUCGACGCGCUGGUCAAGGACGGGUCGGUGGUGAAGCUGGGCAAGCGGGCGGUGUCGGCGGCCGCGCUGCAGCCGGGCGCGCCGCCGCCGCGCCGCCGCCGCGCGCCCGAGGUGUCCGCGCACUGCCGCGCCACACCUGCACAGGACCUAGAGGUGGUGUCGGCGGCGCUGAAGGGGCGCGAGGUCUGCGUGGUGUCGGGCGACGAGGCCGGUAGCAAGGCCGAGCUCGUGCGGCUGGUGCGGGCCCACGGCGGCCGACACGUCGAGAACGUAGGCCCCUCGACGUGGUGCUGCGUGGCGGGCCGGAGGGUGUUCCGCGCGCACGCGGCGCGGGCGCGCGACGUGGACAUCGCCUCCGCCGCCUGGCUGCGCUCGCUGCCGCCGUCUAACGAGCCCGCGGAGCUGACGCCGCUGGACUUGCUGACGGCCAGCACGAGCACCAAGCUCAACAUGUGCCACCGAUACGACCGCUUCGGGGACAGCUAUGUGGAGGCCACCGAUGAGGAGACGCUGCGGCGAUGCUUCGCAAAGGUGGACGAGGAGCCCGAGCUGCACCUGACCCGCGCCGAGCUGCUGCGCCUCGACCGCGCGCUCUUCGGCGACCGGCACCCCUUCUCCUUCCUCCGCAACUGCGCCCUCUACUUCCCCACCCCCACCCCCACCCCCCCCGCCAACGCGAUCAUCGCCCGGAUGUACGGAGCCAGCGUCGUAGAACCUCACGACGACACUUUAACACACGUAGUUCUGCCGCGGGGUUCGGAUAAGACGGACGUUACGCGCGCGGAGCGGAUCGGGAGAGGGUCGGUGGUCUCCGAAGAUUGGUUGGACGCCUGUGUGGAAGAGCGGGAGUAUGUCAAUGAGAAGCCGUUCUUGUUCAACAGUAUAGACUUGUAUGUGCCUUAGCUUAU
Messenger RNA from Cydia amplana, 2689 nucleotides. It is a transcript of the gene DNAlig4, whose product is annotated as DNA ligase 4. Gene Ontology annotation, biological process: DNA biosynthetic process; double-strand break repair via nonhomologous end joining; nucleotide-excision repair, DNA gap filling. Gene Ontology annotation, molecular function: ATP binding; DNA binding; DNA ligase (ATP) activity. The transcript is spliced from 15 exons. Gene Ontology annotation, cellular component: DNA ligase IV complex; DNA-dependent protein kinase-DNA ligase 4 complex. The record is from RefSeq and is a predicted model, not a curated record. Bases 36 to 2684 code for a protein of 882 amino acids. NCBI's taxonomy places the organism in Eukaryota, Metazoa, Arthropoda, Insecta, Lepidoptera, Tortricidae.